CGUCUAAAGGAGCAUCCCACACGACUCCGACAGGACAAAGAUCUUAAAUUCAGUCUGAGGAGCGACGAGUGAAUGAAUGAGCGAUUGAAGGAUGAAGCUCUUUUAGAGUGACGGAGAGUUGAGGUCCGAUAUGGUGUUGUAGAGAUCCCCCACGCUCCCACAAUGGCCCAGAAAAACGGAACCAGAAACACAAACAAGGUCCCUAAAAAAUGGCGCAAAUGAAUGUGGAAAUCGUAAAAUGUAGGAAUUCAUUGGAAUAAAAAUCUUGAUACCAAAGGGAGUUGAUAAAAGAUCACAUCAAAUUUUGGUAUCAUUCGAAAAAUCAAGUUCCCCUUUGUUCUAGCUUUCUUCUCCUUCUUUUAGGUCUCUACUUGAAGACUGCACGACGAUAACGACACGUCGCCAAAAAUGAAAAUACAGGGUUGAUUGCAGACUGUCUUCGUACUGUCUGUUAUUGCAAAAGUAGAAACGAUUUCGUACUUGUCAAACUACCUAGUUUUCAACAACUACAACAAAUUUUACAGCAGAGGUUUAGGUGAUUUUCAAUCGCCUUGUGCACAAAAACAACGUUCUGAAACAACAGAAGAAUUAUACAAUCCACAGUCGGCGUGGUUGUCUACCAAAAAUCUACCAAAAACUUUUAUUCACGACUUAGGAGUGAAAAACACACAAAAUGAUGCGUCUGGCAGGUGCUACGAUGCUCCUUUCGGGAGUCGCUACUGCUGCUUCAACUGCCCCGGCUGCUGCUUCAACUGCCCCGGCUGCUGCUUCAACUGCCCCGGCUGCUGCUUCAGCUGCCCCGGCUGCUGCUUCAGCUGCCCCGGCUGCUGCUUCAACUGCCCCGGCUGCUGCUCCAGCUGCCCCGGCAGUCCCGGCUGCUGCUCCAUCUGCUGCCCCUCAGGUACUUUUAGUAGAGAAUAUGAGGUCUGGAAGUGCCGACUUCAAGAUGUCUGUAUAUACUUAGAUAUCAUCUGGAAGACGAAACGUCCUCGGUUAUCAAGGGUGGUCUCUUGGUGAAUUAUAAGAUGCUAGUAGUAGUGAUAUAUGUCAGUGUAGCUGUCAUAUCUACCUAGCGUGACUCCUAACGUGACUCAAAACGUUGCUCAUGUAGCUGGACUGUGAUGCUUCUGAAUAGAAAUUAAUAUCACUAGAAGCCAUUAGGCCAUUCUUCUAUGCGCUGUUCAUUCUGCUUCAAAGCUUACCGUGCCACACCACUGACCAUUCUACCAGUCAACUCAACGUCAUCAACUACUUAACUUGUUUCUUGAUAAAACACUAGUAAAAUAGAUACCGUUUCCAUUCUUGAUAAAACACUAGAAAAAUAGAUACCGUUUCCAUUGCUAAAAACACACCAACACCGAAGGACUACUAACCUAGGUGAUAGAUUUGGUAAAACAUAAACAACAAAAACAGGUUCCCAACGAGAUCGGGUCGGAUUCCUUCAGUCAGGUGUUGAAGAAGGUUGAGGGUACGGACGACAGCAACUUUGGCAUCCAGGCGUGGUCUAAAAUGGCCGCAGAGAAGGGCCUCCUGUUCGAGAAGCUGGAUCCGGAGCUCAUCAAGCUGUUCAUGUCCGAGCAAGUCGUGGGGCAGUUUCCUGAGGAAAGGCUCGAGGUGCGCAGCGACCAUCGUGCUGAAGAUGAAGCUCAACAUCCUGGUAAUUGCUUUUAUUUCUUCUUGACGUGGUGGCAUUUCCUAUCAUCCUCUGGGAAUCGUCUCAUCCUAGUUCGUCCUGACUGGGGUCCAUCUCCUUCAUUCUGGCCCUUGCCUCGCGCUUUGCCCGUUAUUAUCCUCUCAGAAGGCGAAGCCUUUGCGUUGCUUAAUCAUGAUAAGAAAUCGAAUUACCAGCUUCUAGGACAACUAGAGCCAACACAGUGAAAUUUUUGUAUAAGCAGCAACCUUGUUGUAGUGAGACCAUCGUUGUGGUCUUGGAUUCCCUGCUCGAUUGAAUUUGAAGUCCGUGGUGGCGUAGUGGAAGUCGUCUUUCAAUAUUCCCAUCCUGCACUUUUACUUAUUCCUUCGGUCAAACACUAGGCAGCCCCACGAAAAUAUUACAGGUUAUGUCCUUGUCGGAACUGAUGGAGUUGAGAUUCCGAGCACUGUUGCCGAGGCUUUGACCAUGGUACUCGCGGCAGACCCGAGCGUGAUUCAAGACGAGAAAGCCAAGGAAGUUCAGACGAAGGCUAACGUCAAGGUCGAUGGCACUACCUUUACUGUCCGUCAGAUUGCAGGUAUAGAUACUAGACAUAGUUUACUCACAGUUGUUCCUUGUACGUGGAGAUCCUGAGCAGUGCUAGCCUAGUAUGUCUUUGUUGCAGCACUAGAGACAAUUGAGUAGGAGCUCAUGGUAGUGCGGUAUCCGUCAGGAUCUUUAGACAGACCUCUACCACUUGCUGCGAAUCGCGCGAAAAAUUUGCCGACGUUGAUGCUUCACUUCUGGAAGAUAUUUCAUUGUUCCUAGAAAGAGAAAGUUAUAUUUCUAGACAUUUCCUCAAGUUCUACACCAACAACGUAUAGAGCAACAACUAAUUGAAAAAAAGGUCACAUCUGUUAAUCUUAAGCAUCAGAUGUUUACUGACGCGCAGGGCUGCGCCGGAAGCAGUCCCUCCAAAUCUAAUGAAUCAUCUAAGAUUACACUUGUAGCUCCACAUGAUCGAAUCAAGCGUCCUGCAACAUUUUGCACCUCCUACAACAACCACACCAGGUUACUUGGGUGAUUGGUACAAGGCCUAUGUGGCCGAGUCCAACAAGGAAGCGCGUGAUUCAGUAGCUGCACCCAUGAAGAGCCUGCUCAAAGCACAGGUCGACAAGUUCCCGCUGGACAAGCAGCUCCUGGAGGCGAAGGCUCGUCUAGCGCGUGCGGAGAAGGAGUACAACGAGUACGCUGGCGUGGAAGGAGAAAUGCAACUCAGACCGUGGCGUGAGGCGCAAGAGCAAGCUCGUAAAGAGGAAGAGGAGGUAUUGAAACUCCGACGUGAAAUCGCAUCGCUGAAAGCGGGUGAGGCGGUGCUUCGCAAUCAAGCAGCUGCCCUGAAGCGCAAGCACGAGGGCGCAGAUACGGCGGAGAAGAAAUACGAGAUUGCGGAAAAGUUGGCGAUGAUCAUGGACCAAGCGCAGACCUCCACUGCUAAGCGCGAAGCUUCCGAGGCAGAGCUCCGAAAGUUGGAAGAUGAACGCGCCAGCUUCUACCCGGUGCUCAACGCUGGAGUCCGAGCGAUCAAAGGUCCCCAUCAGGAUAAAUGGGAAAAGCAUCCUUUGCAGUCCGAGAAGUUUGCAGAGGCGGAAACUGAGCGAUUCACCGAGCUAGACUCGAUUUGGUCCGCCAAAUACGAGGAGGUGGAGCGCGCCCAGAAGGCAGUCAAGGAAAUCGAAGAAAAGAUGGCGGCCGCCGAAGAAGCUGUCAAGGAAGCUUCCAAGGCCGUUGAGGAGCCUUUGGCCAAGCAGAUUGAACUCUUGAUCGAGAUCAACGGCCACAAGUUGCCGCAGGAACGCAUUCGCGAACUCUUCCGCGUGUUCUUCCAGCAGAAGCACGUCAGCAUCGAGUUCUUCCACGACGUCUUCGCCGGUUUCAUCACUGAUGCAGUCGCAAGACUCGACAAGGAUGCGCUAAAUGCGCAUGCUGUUAUCGUCAAUGAUACCGAGUACCUCAAGACGGACGCGGACUACCUCGCAAAGAAGGAUCAGCUGGCCGCACUGCAAGAAAAGGAUGCAGACUACAAGAAGAAGUGGGCGCAUCUCGAGAAGACGACAAAGCAGUUGGAGGCGCUCGCGCAGCAGGAGCAGGACCAUAUGGACACCUGGAGGGAGAAGUUGCAGAAUGCGCGACACAGCAGAGAUGGUUUUUCUACGGCCCUAACUACAUUCAGGCAAAACACUAAACCAUCUCUCGAAAAAGGUAAGGUUGAGGCCCUUGAAAAACUCAAGGCCUUCCACGAUAGUCUACCCGAUCCCAAUCAACUUUCGCAGGAGCAGAGUGAGAUCCUAGAGACGCUUCGAAAGGAAGCAGAAUCCUAUCCAUCGCUCUUGCGGGAGGAGAAGGAUCUGGAACGCAAAUUGGGAUUCUUCACGGAAGAAGCCGACAGAUGGAGCACUCGCAUCCAGAUGUUCGAAAAAAAGAAGGCCGAGCUCAUAGAGGCAGAGCGGGAAGCAGGCUCCGCGUUCGGAGUGGCGGAAAAGAAGCGCGAUGAGGAACAGAAAAAAUUCGUCACGGAGGCCUUGAAGCCGUUGCGCAACUUCUUCGAAGUUGUGGGCAUGGUUAAAGCUGGAGAGGAGUGCCUGACGGGUGUUUACUCGCAGGAAGAAUUUCGAUCUCCCCUAGUGCUGCCUACGAAUGCUGAUGACAGGCGCGCAGUUGAAGGAGCAAUCCGAGGACAUACUGCCCUGUCGAAACUCCUCUACAACUCCGACGAUGAUGGACAACGCCGUGUCGUGGAUGAUCGGGAGCUGGGAUCUAAGUUCAUUGACCAGUACAGUGAGAAGCUUCUUUCGUACAAUCGCGAGAACGAGCAGCCGCGACUGGCGUCUGGAGAGCCGCUCCUGAGCUGCUUGGUCAGCGCCUUUCAUCCGGGCAUCAACUCUGACUCCCGUCUGAAUACCGGCCGUCUGAUGAAUGUCGCCGAGGACAACGCCCGCAAGGAAUGGUCGACCGUUCCCGUUCCGCACUACAAGAACCUCGGAGUGCUCCUCGGCUUCGACAGCCUCGACAAGUUCCGUCCGCUCACCAAGAUUAUCGUUGAUGAAGGAGAGGAGAGCAAGAAGUUCGAAGUCGAAGUGACCAACCAUGGCCAGGCUAACAGCUCGAUCACGACUCGUGUGGCAGACGACAACGAGGCUCUCACUGCUGAAGAGGUCGCCGCUCUGCAUCCGCGCGACCUCGAGGAGCAACGCAGUCUUGCCAGAACUUACAAGGUCACCGCGAAUACCCGCAGCACUGUCUUCUACGGCUCUCUGUUCCUCGGUGGUGCGCCUCUGGAGGAAGGUGUGAUUGACGAGGUCGUGAAGCGCAUUGCGAACCGUUUGUUGCGCGCUGCCGUUGUCCCGGACGAGAAGCAGGAAACAGGCAUGGCCGGAUGGAAGAUCGCUUUGAUCAUCGUGUUGCCGUUGAUCGCGGGAGCGCUGGCCGGAUUCUUCAUCUGGAAGUUCUGCUGCAACAAGAAGGAGACCGCUGUCGAAGUGUAGACCGCUGUUGAAGUGUAAAGGGAGGUGUACUAAGUACUUGGAUGGUAGUCUAGUUUACUAGUGUCGAAGUGUAAAGGGUUUAGUCUAGUUUACUAGAACUAAUCUAGUUUACUCUUCUCGGAGGGACGACCACUAGACUAGUUUCAUCAAGUCUAAGUAGUUUAUAACGAGAAGAAGGAACAAAAGUUAGGUGACUGCGAAGUAGUUUUUCUACAUCGUAGAUUGAAGAAGAAGAACAAGAAGAAGAUUGUAGGUGUAAAAGAACUACAAGCAGUAAGAAUAAUGCCAAUUGUCAAGGGAAUGACGGGAGUAGAGUUGGGUCCACGACUUCUUUUUUGACGUCAUUUUACAUGAAGAAUGUACAACAAAACUAGAACUAGUUCGUCGAGUAUAUAGUAUGCAAGAGGGAGAAGAUGGUAGAUGAUGAGAUACUACAACACGAGGACUAGGAGAACUAGUAAAAGGGUUAAGGUGGAGGUAGGACAUUGAUUUUCUUGGCAAUUCUUCUGUUGUUGAAACUACGCGUUGUUAUCGUUGAUUCUUUAGUAGCUCGACAUUGAUGUAAUAUCGUGUCCGUCUAGGGUCUUCGCUACCGGUUCGUUUUCGUACCGUUGCCGAGGCCUUGAGAAGGAGGACAACCUAGUGCAGAGUAGCGAAUAAGGGUUGGAUGAUCCAUGACCUCGAAGUACUUACAAAGUCUGUGGCGUAGGAGCAGAACCUCAACGUUAGAAGAGGUGGGCUUGUCCACGAUCUGGGUUGUGUCUGGGAGACGUGACAAUGGAAGUACUGGAAGAAUUGUUUUGACAUUUUUACAAGAACAUCAACCGUUGGCUUUAUUGAAGUGAGAGUAGAAGUUGUUAUCCUUAUCUAAGAACUACUAUAUCAGAUUGUCAGUACGAUGGACAAGAAGAUCUUCAUGAAAUCGUUCUUUCGUAUGUUGCCUAGCUGUUGUUGAAACGUGGUUUAUUCAAUCAUGUGGCUAUUUUUGGGUCAACUAUGUCUGCCUGGUGGCAGAUAUAGCUUUCCCCCAUUGCACUGACUCUGAAAAUCUGCAUUUUCUCGGCUCAGUCCCUGGUGAGGGACGGCCUCCCUCUCUUUAUCUCUGACUAGUUGUGCCAUGCAGCUUACUGACUCAUGGUAAGUGUAAUUGAUUCACACUUGGAAUUUCCUGAGUCAUAUCUGACUUGAGGAUCGAUUGGGGGUUAGGAGAAGGAAGAGCAAGGUUGUCUUACAAGGGUCUACCUUCUCUCAGGAGACUGAAGGUGGAAGAAGAAUUAUUGCAGAUGAAGAAAAGACUGUCAUAAGGCACGCAACUACGUAGAUACUGAUAUAAUAAUAAAUGCACCAGCGAGAAUUGCCCCAUACAGAGGUCCAUUGCUUCUAACGGUCUCUGGGUGGGACGUAGAAGAGAAAACUUUAAACAGAGGAGGAUUAUCGCUUUGCACUAAAACUGAUGUGAAAGUAGGGGCGUCGCGAGUGGUGGUUCCUGCCGCUGGAACCACAGGCCCUCCCAGUCUAC
Molecule: messenger RNA, 6697 nt
Organism: Amoebophrya sp. A25
Lineage: Eukaryota; Dinophyceae; Syndiniales; Amoebophryaceae
Source: the annotation of a GenBank genome assembly